This is a messenger RNA of Gadus macrocephalus (Pacific cod), 2270 nucleotides long. Its product is annotated as cortexin domain-containing 1 protein-like. NCBI's taxonomy places the organism in Eukaryota, Metazoa, Chordata, Actinopteri, Gadiformes, Gadidae. The transcript has 2 exons. The record is from RefSeq and is a predicted model, not a curated record. The coding region runs from base 1336 to 1491 and encodes 51 amino acids.
UUUACACUCAGCUGAUUAUGUUGGUCAUGGCUAUUUCAAGAACAGCUUUUUUAUUUACUCUUCUGCCGUGUUCUCUGAAGAAACAAAACCCACCUGUAUCUGUUGUCUUGCUGAAGAAGCUGUGAUCUGCAGAUCUCACUCCGGAUUGAUUUCCUUAAGCUCAUCCUCCCUGGUUCUCCUUUACAGCCCGGGGUGAAACAGAUGGCAUGGAUGCGGUCAGUAGGUUUAAGAUGGGUUUAGUCUUUCACAGCACUUAGUUCUGGGAUGCAAAUGAGUGAGACCUUUUUGUUGAUUCAGUUUUGAGAAGAGGACCUUUGUGUGGUCUGGCAUAGUUAUCCUGGUGUUGCCCUGCUUCCUCUUCCUGUCAUUGCUAUUUCUCUGGAUCUGCCCUUCUAUUUGUAUAGGGUCACUUUACUUUUAACCUUUUUAUGUCUCUGCAGAGGCAUCAGAAUACAACCAAUCUGCAUCUUUUUGGUCAGGAUCAGUUUCCAACCCCUCUUAAGUGGAUUGCCACCAACGCAUCAUAUCCUCUUUCCCUCGCGAUCACCUGCCCCUUGUAACUCGCUGUCACUUAUUGCAGUUGGAGGAUUUUAAUUUAUACUUUAAACAGCAAUGAAAAGGGUUUAUUUCUCUACCCUUGGAAAAGAAACAUGCAUUUUUCAUAUAUCUAGUCAGUGGUAAUCGAUCAAAUUUACAAAUAUAAUUUGUGUGUGAUGACAUACAAAUAAAUUAAUUUGUUGGAUUCAUGGUGUGGGGCUGUUGACACAUUUGUGGGUCAGCAAACGACCAUCUCUCUUUGCUUAAGGUGUUAAAGCUACCGUCCACAAGCAGAGCCAUGCCUGUGUUUCUAAUCUCAGGAACGGCCUGAUCGUUACCAAACUCCUUUUUAACUAUUUAUGCACAAGAUGGGUGCCAAAUGUGUCUGUGUGAUCACCAAUCCAUGCCGUCUCUGGGGGAUGGGAACAACGGGCCAAGGAAUAGAGAGGGUGUCAAUGUUGAGGGGGAAACUAGCAACACGCAGGAGGCAACAGGUUGUUGAAAUGGCCCUCAUUUACAAUGCCUUUCCUGAACAACACGUGGAGAUCCUAGAGUUUAACCCAGACGGUUUUCUGUUGAAAGAUUGAAAAGGAUUACUAGAACAAGUCUGGGAGUGUUGCCGUAGCCGUACUACCAACCAAAGGAAAUACUUGUGCUGCUAUGUUUUUGGUAUAGGUGGUCAGGGUUUGGACAAACACUGCUAUGUGAAGACAAAAAAAAGGGCAAAGUGGCAAAAGAAAAUCUAGUUGGGCCUGAGGUAUUUCUGACACUAACCCUCCGAUCCUUCCUGCAGCCAGAAUGGACAUAGAUGUGGACUUGGGUUUUGCCCUAUUCUUCUUCUUUCUGCUUUGCUUUUUUCUGUUGGUGUCUAUAGUGCGUUGUGCACAGAUGGUGCUGGACCCAUACAGUGCUAUUUCAACAAGUAUUUACCAAGAGGAGCAAUCAGAGGAGUGAUGGGGGUCCAGACCUGGGAUGAUGGAUACUCAAGAUGAACUGUUCAGGACUGCCACUGGAAACGAGCCUGUUUGCCUUUACUACAUAUGAAACCACUGUUUAUUAUGGUUGAUACAGUGUUGUUAUUUCAAACUUGUUUAUAAUAGGAGCUAAAUCAAAUUAUAUUAUUUGUACAAUGUCAUUCUUCUUCAUAGAAAAGGUGUCUGUUCUCCCUAUUAGUUAUUGGUUUCAACAUAAAAAAAGGAAUUUUCAGUUGACCAUUAUUUUGAUAUGAAUAUGAUUGUUAAAUGUGACAUCUUUUACAAGUAAUGAGUAGAGAGGAUCGAGUAAUUUGCCUUUUUUCCUUAAGAAAGUCACAUUCAUUAAGUUUUGUUAUGAGGAUUUUGCAACAUUUCUACAUUUAGAUCUGAAUUUAAAUAUGUAUACAUGGGCUGUAAAUAAUGAAUGUUUAUGAUAAACAUCUGGUAAAUAUCACGCUAUAAGUCGUGAUUUAUAUUCAUUAAAAAAAUCCAGUGAUAUUCUUAAUUGUGGGCCACUUCAUGUGGGCUGACCUCGUCGUUUAGGGUAUCCUUGUCAGCCUGGUUCUCACAAGGACCUAUAAAGGGUUCUCACCAUGUCCCGCCGAUUGCAGCUAGUGUUCGGAGCUCCGCGUAACCCGGAAGAGCGGGGUUGUUGUUUUUUCCUGAAGGAUAUCGGCAGCACCGCCCUCGCGGGCUACUCUGGAAUGAAAAACAAACAUUUGGCUGCUAACGCACCUAGCUGUGGUGCACACACAUUUG